Clupea harengus (Atlantic herring) is the source of this 3127-nucleotide messenger RNA. It is a transcript of the gene ints6l, whose product is annotated as integrator complex subunit 6 like. The record is from RefSeq and is a predicted model, not a curated record. Gene Ontology annotation, cellular component: integrator complex. Lineage: Eukaryota; Metazoa; Chordata; Actinopteri; Clupeiformes; Clupeidae. Gene Ontology annotation, biological process: snRNA 3'-end processing.
UUAUGCACGGCAGGGAGUGGCCACUGUGACCAGGUUUAGCCAAUACGAUAGUAGCGGCGGAGCGAAGGCGUUUCGAUCUGUUCGGAAGAGAAGUUCUCUAACAGCGCGAGCCUCAGCAGUGCUCAGUAAAGACAGAUAGAGAGUCAGGCGGCUGCAAGGGGUGGCAGUACGACCCUCUUUUGGGGGGGUCUGAUUAUAACAAAAAUAUAUACACACAUAUAUGCAUGCCCGGGCCGCUAGCUAGAUCAUAUGACGAUAAUUGGUCUUUUUAGUAAGCAUAUAGCUUAAUAUCUAUACAUUUAAAAUGCCUAUUUUACUUUUCCUGAUAGACACGUCCGCCUCUAUGAAUCAGCGCACUUAUUUGGGUACGACGUAUCUGGACAUUGCUAAAGGCGCGGUUGAGAUCUUUAUGAAGCUGCGUGCCCGAGACCCGGCUAGUAGAGGCGACAGGUACAUGCUAGUUACAUUUGAUGAUCCACCAUACGGAGUUAAGGCGGGAUGGAGAGAGAACCACGCCACGUUCAUGAGCGAGCUGAAGAACCUGCAGGCGUCGGGGCUCACCACCAUGGGUCCGGCCCUCCGCUCGGCCUUCGACCUGCUCAACCUCAACAGGCUGGCGUCUGGCAUCGACAACUAUGGCCAGGGCCGGAAUCCCUUCUUCCUGGAGCCAGCGGUGAUCAUCACAAUCACAGAUGGGAACAAGCUGACGCACAGCUCAGGUGUAUCUGAAGAGCUGCACCUCCCUCUGAACUCUCCGCUGCCGGGCAGUGAGCUGACCAAGGAGCCGUUCCGCUGGGACCAGCGCCUCUUCGCUCUGGUGCUGCGUCUGCCCGGCGCGGCCAUGCCCGAGAACGAGCAGCUGGGCAGCGUUCCCACCGACGAAUCCGCCAUCACUCAGAUGUGUGAAGUUACUGGAGGCCGUUCGUACUGUGUCCGCACUCAGAGAAUGCUCAACCAGUGUCUGGAGUCGCUGGUCCAGAAGGUUCUGAGCGGUGUGGUGAUUAAUUUUGAGAAGACGGGGCCGGACCCCCCUGCGUUAGGAGAAGAUGGGCUGGUUGAUCCGAGUCGGUCCGUGUCGUCCUUCAGUCCGCAGCCCUGGCACAGCUGCCACAAGCUCAUCUAUGUGCGUCCCAACCCCAAGACGGGGGUGCCCGUGGGCCACUGGCCCAUCCCCGAGUCCUUCUGGCCCGACCAGAACUCGCCCACUCUGCCGCCACGCUCCGCCCAUCCGGUGGUCCGCUUCUCCUGUGUGGAUUGUGAGCCCAUGGUGAUCGACAAGCUGCCCUUCGACAAGUACGAGCUGGAGCCCUCGCCCCUCACUCAGUACAUCCUGGAGAGGAAGUCGCCACACAUGUGCUGGCAGGUGUUUGUGAACUGUAGUGGGAAGCACAGCGAGCUGGCUCACCCUUUUGGUUACCUGAAAGCCAGCACCACACUCACCUGUGUGAACCUCUUCGUCAUGCCUUACAACUACCCUGUCCUGUUGCCUCUGCUUGACGACCUGUUCAAAGUGCACAAGCUGAAGCCGAACCUGAAAUGGCGACAGGCCUUUGAGAUCUACCUGAAGUCCAUGCCACCGUAUUUCCUAUUGCCCUUGAAGAAGGCACUGAGGAUGAUGGGAGCUCCGAAUCUAAUAUCAGACAACAUGGACUGUGGCCUGAGCUACAGCGUCAUCUCCUACCUGAAGAAGCUCAGCCAACAGGCCAAAAUUGAGUCGGACCGUCUGAUUGCGUCGGUGGGCAAGAAGCCCCCUCAGGAAACGGGCAUCAAGGUGAAGAACCACUCCAGUGCCCUGUCGUUGGCACAACGCCACGAGUUCAAACAGCUGCUCCAGGGUAUCACCGGGGAGAUGCCGCUCCGCCUCGGCGAAAUCAACUUCAAAGAGUUCGCCGGCUUCCAGAUUGCACUUCUCAACAAGGAUCUGAAGCCCCAAGCCUAUCGGAAUGCCUAUGACAUUCCAAGACGGAACCUUCUGGACCAGGUGACCCGCAUGCGCUCCAACCUUCUGAGGACAACCCAGAAGCUCAUUAGGGGACAGGAUGAAGACUACCUGCAUAGCAUCCCCGUCGGCCAAAUGGGCAACUACCAGGAGUACCUGAAGAUGAUGCCCUCGCCGCUGCGGGAGAUCGACCCCGACCAGCCCAAGCGCCUGCACACGUUUGGUAACCCCUUCAAGCAGGACAAGAAGGGGAUGAUGAUCGACGAGGCCGAUGAGUUCGUGACAGGCCCCCAAAACAAGAAGAGGGGCAACUCGGGGGACCCCAACUCGGGCGCGGCUCCCAAGAGGCGGAGGAGCAUGUCUCCGUUGCUGCGGCGACCACAGACCCCACCCAUCAUCACCAACCACGUGGUGUCCAAAGGAGCGCCAGGAGCUCAGGGCCAGCAGGGCCUCAUCAAACCAAUCCCACUGCUCAAAGGAGUGGAGGGGAACAGUGUCCUCGGAACGGAGAGCAAUGGAGACCGAGGACCAGUUCCGGAGCCCAAUGACGGCUGGUCUGGAGGGGAGGAUGACGGUCCUGCUGGCGUCUCCCUGGACGAGAGUGGAGGGGAGAGCCCCAGUGACAGCGGCGAGGAGCGGCUCGAGAUGGACGAGCAGCUCGGCGAGGACGGCCUGGACGGCCUGGACGGCCUGGACGAAAGGCCGUCGGACCACCAGCAGAACUGCGAGGGCAUGAGUCCUCCCGACCAGGAGGGGGCGACCGAUGGGUCCAUAGGAGAGAGCGCCCCCGGAACGGUUAUCAUGAUACCGCUGGACGGCAGUAACGCUGAGCUGCGCACACGGGUCAUCAAGGAGGUCCGCAAGCCUGGCCGCAACUUUGAGACGAUCUUCCGGCUCCUGGAGGAGGUGAAAGGGCCUGUGUCUGUGCAGAGGUACUUCAUCCACCAUGCCAUCAAAGAGGCCGCCAGGUUUAAGAAGCGGGUGCUGAUCCAGCAGCUGGAGACGGCUCUGGAGGAGAUGGAGGAGAAGCAGAUGCUGCCGCAGAGGGUCAACAACAACAUCCACGGCAGAUAGUGUCAGCGCCUCUCCUCACAGACCACAGACGAAGAGAAGAGAGAGAAGAGAUGGAGAGAUACACACACACCAGACGGAAGACAGGAGGAGAGAGAUGGAAGCAAGGGGCCACAC